GCGAGACCCUUGGCCGGGUGCCUGCAUCUGGUUUUAGUUUCGGUUCUGCGCGCUUGCUGCAGCCAUGGCCGAAGCUGGGGAGGGAUGCGUAGGGGCUGGCAGCCUGAGGGCCGAGCUCACCUGCCCCAUCUGCCUGGAGCUGUACCGGGAGCCGAUGUCGCUGAGCUGCGGCCACAGCUUCUGCCGGCUGUGCAUUGAGGAGGCGCUGUACUCGCAGUGCCUCUGGACCUGCCCCACAUGCAUGGCCGACCUGGGUGUCACCCUGGAGCUACACAACAACUUCAAGCUGCGCAGCAUCGUGGAGGCAUUUAAGGCCACCACUUCCAAAGGACAACAGGCUCGAAGAGAAAGCCUCCAGCAGGACGAAGGCACCGAGAAGGGGAAAACAGACGUGGUUCCCUGUGAGCAGUGCCUGGAUGGACCCCAGCCAGCUGUGAAAACCUGCCUGAUUUGCGAGGUGUCCUUGUGCCAGGCCCACCUGAGCAAACACAACGCCAGGGAUUUCCAUCAAGAACAUGUCCUGGUGGAGGUGGGAGCAGGCAAGGCGGAGGAGAGGAGGUGCCGGCAUCACGGCAAGCUGCUGGAAUGCUACUGCCCGAGGGAGGAGGAGUGCAUCUGCGUGCUCUGCUCCAUGGCUGGGGCCCAUAAGGGCCACGAGGUCAUCACCCUGAAGGAGGGACACGACAAAGAGCUGGUUAAACUCUCCAGCACCAUGACAGACCUGCAGGAAUCUAAAAGUGAUUUAGUUACUGCCCUAGAAGAGCUUCAGGAAACCGAGAAUCAGAUCAAGAACGAUACCAAAACACUGACUUCUGACCUAAAACAGCUGUUUAAAAGUAUAAGGGCAGAGCUUGAUAAGAAACAGAGGAUGAUGCUGCGUGACAUUCAGUCUUAUGAGGAAGAAAACCUGGCAGUUGUCACCAACACAAGGAAGGAAAUGCAACAGAAGAGAGACCAGGCUGAGCAGAAUCUUCAGGCUUUGCAGAUGAUAAAAGAGCAACCAGAUAUUUUCCUCUUCUUCAAAGAUCUGAAAGAAGUCACAGACAGGAUUGCGAGUCUGGAUCUGGUCACUGAGGAUGUGAAGGUGGAGGCAGUGCAGCUGAAUGACAGGCUGAUGACCCAGUAUGAAACCCAGAAAAAGAAGUUUUUGUUGCAUCUGGACUAUCUGCUGAACGAUGUGCGCGAACAAUAUCGCCAAGGAAAUGAGGAGGAAGAGUGAGGCUUCACCUACUGAUACCUCUCUGGAAUGAAAGCAUUGUUGAGAAGGAGCAACAUACACACUUGUUUUAAUUUUGAUUCUCUUAGGUCCAGAUGUAACAGAGAUGUGAAAAACAGAUGUCAGAACUGAGAUGGAAAGAAAAACUUGAAUAUUAUCCAAAAUUAUCUCUAGUAAUGAGAACCUGCCACAUGUUUUGAUCUCCCCUCCUACCUUGAAUUCAAAUAAAUUCUGUAACACAUGAAAUUUUUUUUUGUAAGUACUAAGAAUUAACACAAACCUAAUAAAAUCUACUGCUGCUGCUGCAUUGCAAA
Molecule: messenger RNA, 1530 nt
Organism: Passer domesticus (house sparrow)
Lineage: Eukaryota; Metazoa; Chordata; Aves; Passeriformes; Passeridae
Product: E3 ubiquitin-protein ligase Midline-1-like
Exons: 8
Coding region: 65-1219 (384 amino acids)
Molecular function (GO): zinc ion binding
Source: RefSeq, a predicted model, not a curated record